Molecule: messenger RNA, 2865 nt
Organism: Candoia aspera
Lineage: Eukaryota; Metazoa; Chordata; Lepidosauria; Squamata; Candoiidae
Gene: SQLE
Product: squalene epoxidase
Exons: 11
Coding region: 469-2187 (572 amino acids)
Biological process (GO): cholesterol metabolic process; sterol biosynthetic process
Cellular component (GO): membrane; endoplasmic reticulum
Molecular function (GO): flavin adenine dinucleotide binding; squalene monooxygenase activity
Source: RefSeq, a predicted model, not a curated record
AACACCUAUUCUCCUUAUGCCAAACUAUUCAUCCUUGAAGACUAUGUUUCCUCAAACUAUCCCUUGACUUGUGAAGUGUAACAAGAUUCUUCUUUAUUCUUAAGCCAGCAUGCAGAACUGUAUUUAAUGGUAUUCUUUGUAGCCUCUGCUAAAACGUGUUUGAAACCUGUGCCCUAAAUUGCACGGUUACAUAUAUAGUUACGGACAUCGUCACAUACAUAGUUUAGACUGUGGUAAUGUUGCUCAGCGUGUUCCAUUCAGCAUCCAAAGCAGAUUAGGACGGCUUUGUGUUGCAAAAUGGUUCUUCUUGAAAUACAGCGCUCCUGCAAACGCCUUGAAGUUCCCUGACUGCUUUGACUUAGUAUAAGUUUUCUUAUACCUAUCUUUUUUGUCUGAAAAGAGGCUCUUCAUAAAUUCUUUAAGCGAUUUUAUACAUCUUUGGGCGUGUAAAGAACAAGAGUCCUCACAAUGUGGACUUUUCUGGGAAUCGCUUCCUUUAUCUACGUCUACAAAAAAUGUGGAGAUUUGCUCAGUUAUGCCAACAAGGAGGUGAUGAUUUCCACAGUGGUGUUCUUUUCUCUUGGCUUGAUGCUCUCUUAUUGGUAUCGAUCGUGGGGACUCCAACAGCAGAAUAAGCAGCAACCUCAUUGUGGAAUGCUUUCCAAUUUCCUUGCUGCCUUGCCAUUCAUUGGCUUUUUCUGGACUAAAUCCCAUGCUGAUUCUCUGGAGACACUGCAGCCGAAAAGUAGAAAGGGCAGAAGGGGAGUCAUUCCUUCACCUGAUAGUACAACAGAAACUGCUUCAGCUUCAAUAGCCACUCCUCAGCCUGAUCCAGAAGUGAUCAUUGUGGGGGCUGGUGUGCUUGGCUCUGCUCUGGCAGCAGUACUGGCACGGGAUGGGAGGAAAGUGACGGUAAUUGAGAGAGAUCUGAAGGAACCCGAUAGGAUCGUUGGAGAACUCUUGCAGCCAGGAGGUUAUAACACUCUAAAAGACCUGGGCCUUGAAGAUGCUGUGGAAGGUAUAGAUGCUCAUACAAUAAAUGGCUAUAUCAUUCAUAACCUUGAAAACAAGGCAGAGGUUGAGAUUCCUUACCCUUGCACAGCAGCUGGACAUGUACAGAAUGGAAAAGCCUUUCAUCAUGGGCGUUUCAUCAUGGGUCUCCGAAGGGCAGCCAUGGCAGAACCCAAUACAAAAUUCAUUGAAGGGACAGUGAUACAAUUGCUUGAAGAAGAUGAGUGUGUAGCUGGAAUUGUAUACAAAGAUAAAGAAACUGGCGAUACGAAGGAGCUCCACGCACCCUUAAUAGUGGUUGCUGAUGGUCUCUUUUCCAAGUUUCGAAAGAAUCUCAUCUCCAGCAAAGUUAAAGUCCCCUCUCAUUUUGUAGGAUGCAUUUUGAAGAAUUCUCCUCAGUUUAAAGCCAAUUACGCCGAGCUUGUUUUAGGGAAUCCUAGCCCUGUGCUUAUCUACCAGAUUUCUUCCAAUGAAACUCGAGUUCUUGUUGACAUUCGAGGUGAAAUGCCAAAAAAUCUUAAGGAGUACAUGGUUGAAAAGAUUUAUCCACAGCUCCCAGAACACAUUCAAGAGCCUUUCCUAAUAGCUGUACAAAAUGAACGUCUGAGAGUCAUGCCAGCGAGCUUUUUACCGCCUUCUCCUGUUGAUAAAGCAGGAGUCCUCCUCCUGGGAGAUGCUUACAAUAUGAGGCAUCCUCUGACAGGUGGAGGAAUGAGCGUUGCUCUGAAUGACAUCAAGAUUUGGAGGCAUUUACUGCAGGCCAUUCCAGACCUGUAUGAAGACUCCGCUCUAUUGCAAGCCAAAAAGACCUUUUACUGGACAAGAAAGAAGUCUCAUUCCUUUGUUGUGAAUGUUCUUGCUCAGGCGCUUUACGAAUUAUUUGCUGCAACAGACGAUUCUCUGCACAAGUUAAGGAGAGCCUGCUUUCUUUAUUUCAAGCUUGGGGGCAAGUGUGUAUCUGGUCCAGUUGGAUUACUUUCCAUCUUGUCACCGAAGCCCAUCGUCCUGAUUGGCCACUUCUUUGCUGUUGCCCUCUAUGCCACCUACUUCUGCUUCAAGUCAGAAUCUUGGAUCACCAAACCACGGGCCGUUUUCAGCAGCCUUGCGGUGAUGUACCGGGCUUGCUCGGUCAUAUUUCCCCUUAUAUAUUCUGAAAUGAAAUACCUCAUCUACUAAAUACAAAGAGGCAGAGAGACAGGAAGAGGAGCUGCUUGGAUUUCUUUGCAUCUUCUGGAUGUGUCCUGUCUCGUAAGUCGAAGUGACCACAGCAGCAACUAAGCAGCUCUGCUUGGUAUGCACUGUCGGCAUGAGAACUUGCAGUGGUGAUUUGAGGUGUAUAAGCACAUAGAUAAUCUUGUCAAACGAUGGCAGGUAAAAAAGCAUUCUAAUCCAUGGGAGUAAGAGGGGGCCACAAAAGUUACUUCUGAGAAUAAAUGGCUAGCAUAUGGGGGGGCGGGGUUGGCAGACUGUCAAGCAAUUCCCUUUCCUUGUCCCUCUGAUUUUUGAGGCCAGGACUUAAAUAAUUAAAUAAUGACAUCUCUGGAGCUACUGGUCUGGACUAUAGGCGUGUGUUCAGAGAUCACAGCUUGGAAAUCCCCGAUUCAGCACACACGUUUUCUACCCAUACAGAAUUUGCCUUAUGUCCAUCUGGUCCAUGUGCUGGCUGACAGCUGCUCUUCCCUGUUUCCCUCUACUUUUCUUGGGAAAGAAACAGGAGUUUGUCCAGCCUCUUAAUAGCUUCUUACCAACAGUGGCAAUCAUAUGUCUGUAUGAAACUCAGUUACGAGUCAUCCUGCCAGGAGAUGACAUCUCUAAAACUGACGAUGUUACUCGUUGGGAUGGUAAACCAGCCAU